GCUAACCCGGAAAUACUCCAGACGAGGAUCAUGCUUUAUGUGUUGUGUACACUGAUAGUUUAAUCUUCUUUUUACUAUGGAUUGUUUAAUGAAGCAACUUUAGAUGAAUGUUUAUAACACCACAAAUAAUUAAGCUGUUCUCUUAAAUUGAUAAAACCGUUUAUUGUCAGCUCAUCGAACUUUAAAUAUUAUUACAGUGUUCAUCUUAAUAGACCACAAUGGGCAAAAAGAACAGGAAAGACAGAAGUGCUGGUACCAACGACACCAUUGAUACAUUAGAUAUUUCCUGUAGUCACAUUCGUAAAGGAAUAGAUCACAGUUUACUGAAGAGAGUCAGCUUGAACGAACACUGGAACCUGUGUCAAGACUGUGCACCAGUAAGUCCAGAUGACAGUAAGAGAGCAGAUGAUGAAGAUCACAGGGAGAGUCCAGCUGACAGCGAGAUCUCAGAAAAUCACAGAGAAACUCCAGCUGUGUGGAUGUGUCUGAAAUGUGGCCACAGAGGUUGUGGGAGAAAUUCUGAUAAGCAGCAUGCGAUCAAACACUAUGAAACACCUCGAUCAGAGCCCCAUAUCUUAGUGCUCAGUUUGGAUGUUUGGAGCGUCUGGUGUUACAUCUGUGAUGAAGAAGUCCAGUAUUCCAGCACAGGCCAGCUGGCACAGCUCAUAACAAACAUAAGAAAACAAGUGCUGUCAGAGCCGGGCAAGAAAACCUCUAACAGGAAAGGCAAAAAGGAAGAGAGUUUGGUGGAGAAGCCCAACGAGCAGAUGCAAAGUGAGGAAAAGGAGAGCAAGGAGGACCACAAACUUAUCUCAAAACACAAUGAGAGCCCCAAAAAACAGAAAGCGUCCACGGUCAUCUCUGGUGCAGUACCUGUCAGGGGUCUCAGUAAUCUGGGGAACACAUGUUUCUUCAAUGCUGUCAUGCAGAAUUUGUCCCAGACGAAUCUAUUGAGAGACCUGCUGAAUCAGAUCACAGAUGAGAAGAGCAGUCUCACCAUCACACCUGAUCUGUCCUCUCAGCUGGAGCCUAUUCAGAUCCAGCUGGAAAGACCCGGCUCACUCACGCUGGCCAUGUGUCAGUUACUGAAUGAAAUCCAGGAGACGAAGAAAGGUACCGUGACCCCAAAGGAACUAUUUACACAAGUGUGUAAAAAAGCGUCCCGGUUCAGAGGAUUCCAGCAGCAGGACAGUCAGGAGCUCCUACGCUACCUCCUGGACGGCAUGAGGGCGGAAGAAGUGAAAAGAGUAAAUUCAGGUAUUCUGGAUGCUUUGAAAAACUCUGGCAAACAUUUAGAAGCUGAGCAGACAAAGAAAGUUGUUAAAGAGUAUGAGAAUAAGGGCACACCCAAGAACUUUGUCGAGCGAGUGUUUGGUGGAGAGUUGACCAGCACGGUGAUGUGUAAAGAAUGCAGAACUGUGUCUCUGGUGACCGAGAUGUUUCUAGAUCUUUCUCUUCCUGUAGCUGAUGAGGCCUACAGGAAGAAGAGUCAGAAGAAAGCGGUACAGCAUCGCAGCACUGUCAGUGAGGAUGGAGAUAACACAACAUCUCUGGUUAAUGGGAAUGAAGAAAUGCCUACAGGAGCAGGGAGCAAGUACCAACAGAAGAAAGCCAAGAAACAGGCCAAGAAACAAACCAAGAUUCAGAGACGACAGCAGAAAGUGGGAAGUAAAGUCACUCUGGAUGUGCUGACCGCUCAGAAUGCCGAAAGCAGUACAAAUCCAGAAGAGAUACCUGAGGGGAGCGCUGAUGUGGAAACCGGUGAAAGAACCGAACCGCAUCAAUCACCCGAAACGAAUGCCUCGCCUCCCGCACCAUCCCAAAAAGAUGAAGAAGAUGAUGAGGAACCUGAACAAGAACCCAGUACUUCUGUUGACAACCGCUUUACUGCCUUAUCGGAAGACCUUAACUCUGAAGAAAUGUCCGUGGAUGGAGAAACAAACGAGGGGGGGAGUGAAAUCGCGGAAGAGGAUGGAGAUGUCCAUGCCGAGGAGGAUUGUUUGCUUGAAGAACUAAACAUCAUGUCGCUUGACGCAACACUAGAAGGACACGAGAUGGAGAAUGGAGAUGAUGUGAUAGUAGAUGCUAAAGAAUACACUGUGGUCAAUCAGGACCCCGAGCUUGCAUUUCACAGGCUGGCCACUAGGGAGGCACCAGGGAAACAGGACUGCUCAGUGGAGUCUUGCCUUUAUCAGUUUACAGAGGCUGAGCAACUCACAGAGAACAACAGACUGAUGUGUGUUACCUGUACAAAACGUCAGUCCGGACCUAAAGCCUCGGAAGGUGGUAAGAAAGGGGUUUACAGAGACGCUCUGAAGCAGAUGCUCAUCUCUUCUCCUCCCCCCGUGCUCACACUUCACCUGAAAAGAUUCCAACAGGUCUCAUACAGUGUUUGUAAAGUAAACCGACACGUUCAGUUCCCUCAAAUCCUGGAUCUUGCGCCGUUCUGCUCCUUGAACUGCAAGGGAAUUACAGAGAGUGAGACGCGAGUGUUGUACAGUCUUUACGGCAUAGUGGAACACAGUGGAACCAUGCGAUCAGGACACUACACAGCUUUCGUUAAAUCCCGAACAUCCACGCACAACUCAGUAGAAAACGGUGAUGUCGAGGCCAGUAAAGGGUCGUGGUUCCACGUAAGCGACACCAGCAUCCAUCCGGUUACAGAGGCCAAAGUUCAGAGUUCUCAAGCCUACCUCCUGUUCUACGAGAAGAUCUUAUAAUCAUGUGGUCUAUUCAACCCAAAAGGGCUGCUGGAGCUUCAUUCUGUCUCCAUCGCUGCUGAUGCUGCUGGGAAAUCCUGUUAUAACAAACUGAAAAGAAAUGAAAACUUGAAGUUGUAUGAGCAGAUUUUUUCUGUGUAUUAUCAGCGGCUGUACCAGGGAAACGGUUUUAAUUUACCAAUCAAGAUCCACAACAUACAUGUAAUACAUUUAAUAAAAAUAUCAUGAAAUAUUUGUAUUAAAUGUCAAAUUAUGUAAUGAUUUGAUGAACGUUUAUGAUGGUUUCUUUCACAAAGCAACUCUGCUUCCAAGACUGACUUUUAUUUUCAUAACGAUUAUGCACAUUUUGGGGGAACACAUGAGACAUGAUCAACCGUGUUUACAUUAUGUCGUGAUAGUUAUCCUAUUACAUUUUAAAUGUAUUAUUUUUAAUGUCUGAAAUAUAUACUGUGGUACAGUUUUAUCUUGCAAUAAAUAUUAAAUAAAUAAUUACCUGUCCCCAAUAA
Triplophysa dalaica is the source of this 3226-nucleotide messenger RNA. RefSeq names its product ubiquitin specific peptidase 16 (gene usp16). Gene Ontology annotation, cellular component: cytosol; nucleus. The coding region runs from base 219 to 2720 and encodes 833 amino acids. Lineage: Eukaryota; Metazoa; Chordata; Actinopteri; Cypriniformes; Nemacheilidae. The record is from RefSeq and is a predicted model, not a curated record. Gene Ontology annotation, biological process: protein deubiquitination. The transcript is spliced from 17 exons. Gene Ontology annotation, molecular function: cysteine-type endopeptidase activity; cysteine-type deubiquitinase activity; zinc ion binding.